AUGGUGGUCAAUCACGAUCACCAGGAAUUUGGCUCGGGGAAGAGUGUCGUGCCUUCAAAUUCCGCAGAGGCUAAUCCGCCUUUACAAACGUCUACUGAAGAUGCACUCGAUCAAAUCUGGAGCUGGAAUUCGGCAGUCCCAGAGCAAAUUCAAGAAACUGUCCACGACCUCAUUAGUGAAAUCGCACAGUCGACCAAUUCACUGGCUGUCUGCGCUUGGGAUGGAAAUUUCACAUACCCCCAGUUGGACUCACUAGCUACCCAUGUAGCGCAUCAUCUGAUUUCGGAGCUGAAUGUUACUCCCAAAUCGUGUAUACCAAUCCUUUUCCACAAGUCAAAAUGGACGAGUGUUGCAAUGUUGGCAGUCAUCAAAGCUGGAUGUAGCGUUAUUGCAUUGGAUCCAGCACAGCCUGAUUCUAGAUUGCUUUCUAUUUUGGAGCAGGUAGAGAUAUUUGUGAUGAUUUCAUCAGAGUCCAAUUAUAAUAGAGCUCGUUCGCUGUUAAAAGAGGAUGUGGCGGUCCUCAAAAUUGACGAUUCAUGGCCCCCAAAACCUUUGGACAGCUCGACCACGAAACUGCCAACUGUUAGCCCGUCGGAUAUCGUCUAUAUAUCAUUUACAUCAGGAACAACAGGCCAGCCGAAGGGCGCCUGCAUCAGUCACGCCAAUGUCCGCAGCACCGUCCAUUACCAGGGCGCCAAACUCGGAUUUCACGCUGGGUCGCGCGUGUUUGACUUUGCUCCUUACUCAUUCGAUGUAGCAUGGAGCAACUUCUUACAUACCCUCUGCGCUGGGGGUUGUCUUUGUAUUGCGCGAGAAGAGGAUAUGUUGAAUGAUACUUCUGCUGCUAUAGCCGCAUUCAGAGCAACUUCGAUUAACGUUACGCCUACUGUGCUGCGAACUAUCAACCCCGCUGAAACGACGACAUUGGAAACAGUGCUUCUCAGUGGUGAGAUGCCAUAUAGAGAGAACAUUACUCAAUGGGCUGGGCGUGUCAGAUUGUUGAAUACGUAUGGUCCGACAGAAUGUACAUUCAAAGCAGCAUUUUCUAUUCUUAGCGAUCCAUCUACCACAACGGCUAUAGACGAAAAACAUGAUGAACGUCCAGAUAUUGGCCGUGGAGUUGGGUUUUGCACGUGGAUAGUUGACCCGAACGAUGGCAAUAAAUUGCUGCAUUCAAUUGGCGCCAUUGGAGAGCUUUAUCUAGAAGGCCCCCAAGUCGGUCAGGGGUAUUUAUCGGAUCCUGAAAAGACGCGCUCCGUUUUCAUCGACAAUCCUCCAUGGUUGUUAGCAGGAAGCGAGUCUUUCCCCGGUCGAAGUGGGAGAGUUUAUAGGACGGGGGAUUUGGUCAAAUACAAGCCUGACGGAAGGUUAGUCUUUGUUGGCCGGAACGAUGACUUCUCGCAGGUCAAAAUUAAUGGUCAGAGAGUUGAGAUUGGAGAUGUUGAGCAUCAUGUUCGUGCAUGUUUGAAUGACUCUCUCUCUAUCAUUGUUGAUGUAAUUCGUCCUCGUGGCAGUGAUAGCUCUACCCUGACGGUGUUUGUGCUUGUAAGGGCUGAUGAUGAUCACCAAAAAGUAAAAUCGUGGCUUGAUGACCUUGUGGAGAAAUUGCUCCAAGUCCUACCCGGGUUUAUGCUGCCGAGUCUUUAUUACCCUGUAAAUGAGAUCCCUGUGGCUGCAACUGGAAAGGUGGAUAGACGAAAACUGCGAGAACUGGGUAGUGCACUCUCAUGGAAAGAACUUGUCACGCUGCAAGCCACGAUAUUAUCUGUGAAAGAAUUUGUCGAGCCAUCGGAUGACAUUGAGAGCCAACUGUGCGAGAUAUGGGCGAAUAUUCUGAACCUAGAUCCGGCUCGAAUUAGUACAAAUGAAAAUUUUCUUCGUCUUGGGGGUGAUUCCAUAGCGGCAAUGCACGUUGUUGCGCGUGCGAGGAAGAAGAAAUUGCCUUUGACAGUGGCAGACAUGUUCAAGAACCCAAUGCUCAAAGAUCUUGCUCGAUGUAUUGACUCUCAAAAUCGGUUGCGUGACUUGAACCUGGAUGAUAAGGAAACAGCUAUUCUACUAUUUUCCUUACUUGGGGUUAUCGAAAACCCCGAUAGUAUUCGCGAAGAAGCUGCGAGACUAUGCCGGGUCGAGAUUGGCGAUAUCGAGGAUAUGUACCCCUGCACGCCUCUCCAAGAAGGAAUGCUAGCAAUGUCCGUCAGGAACGACCUUGCUUCGCAGGAAACCUACAUUUCUAGGACAGCCUUUGAAUUGCACGCGGAUAUCGAUAUCAAGAAAUUGCAGAGAGCAUUAUCAAGUACGGCCAGAUACAUUCCGAUCUUGCGGACACGAGUAAUCAACUUGCCGAAUCAUGGUCUUGUGCAGGUUGUGGUAAAAACAACAGAAAGUAUGUUUCAACACGAAUAUAGACAUUUCGCCCAAUUUUUGGAACAGUUUCGUGAGAUGGACCUUGGGACUCCGCUGUGUAGGGCAGGAAUCGUACUAGGGGGUGCCUCAGAGUCAAAUGUUCUGGCACUAGAAAUGCAUCACGCUAUCUUUGACGGCUGGUGUACUAGGCUCAUCUUAGACACUAUACAAGAAGCUUAUAAUUCACCAUCCAGCGAUUCAUCACCGCCGGCACUUGCACCCUUUCAGCCAUUCAUAAAACACGUUUUGGCAACAGAUAACGAGAAAUCAGAGUCGUUCUGGAAAAGUCAGCUUGCGAAUUCAGAAGCAAUUGUAUUUCCAGCUGCCAAUUACCAACCAGAAGAGAAACAAGAUCUACAUCACCAAGUCCCUGAUUUGGCAUGGCCACAAACUGGGGUAACUCCAUCGUCCAUAAUUCGCUCAGCACUUACUCUCCUGUUGGCCUCAUACACAAAUUCGAACGAUAUAAGAUACGGCGAGACGCUGAGCGGGAGACAAGCACCUGUACCUGGUAUCGAGCAAAUGGCAGGCCCUACAAUUGCAACCGUUCCAUUUCGUGUAAAAUUUGACUGGGAUCAGACGGUAGAAUCACUUCAACAGAAAAUCCAGAACCAGGCUGCUGAGAUUGUGGAAUACGAACAAUUUGGUCUGCAACAUAUCCGCCGUAUUGACGAGGAAGCCAGCAAGUUUCAGCUCGAACUCGUGAUUCAACCGUCACAAAACGGAGGGAAUCAGAGACCCGGCGGCAUUUUCCAUCAAGCAAAGACAGUCAUACUUGAAAGCUCUUCAGGUCCCAAAUUUGUCGACAAAGACGGUGUUGAAGAUAGUAUGAGCAUCUACAAUUCAUACGCAAUGAUGAUAAUCUGUCAAUUGACAGACUCAGGUCUUACGAUCAAGAUCAACUUUGAUACUGGCGCAAUUAAGCAGAAUCAGGCCCAGAGGUUUGUUAGUCAAUUUGAGCAUCUGCUUCGGCAAAUCGCUUCGCCGCAAAAUGCAAAUACCAAGUUACGAAACAUUUCAAUUCUCAGCAACACUGAUAUGAACGAGAUUUACAGAUGGAAUGGGAACACACCCAAAAUACCAAUGGAACUGGUAACUGAUCGAAUUGAUAGGGUGGCUACAAAUUACCCAGAAGCCACAUCUAUCUCGUCCUGGGACCGGGAGUUCACCUAUCGUGAACUGCAGAACUUAACGACAAGUCUAGCGUGGAAACUGCGUGAUAAGGGGGUUCUUCCGGGUCACUUAGUUGUGUUGAGUUUUGAAAAGUCUUCGUGUAUGAUAGUUAGCAUGUUGUCGGUGCUAAAACUAGGCGCAAUUGCACUUCCUAUGUCUGCUUCCAUAUCCAAGGAACGGGCUUAUGAGAUAUUUGAAACCUUACAGCCACAGGUGGCGUUGACAUCACAAAAACCUCACUCAUCUUCGUUCAGAGAAUUGGUGUCGACUUUCCAUAUAUACGAUCUGAUCCAGUCAACAGAGGCCGAGGGAACCAUGCAUGACUUUAUCCCUCACAAUGUUCAGCUCUCAGACCCAGCUCUGAUCAUAUUCAGUUCUGGCUCAACAGGGACCCCCAAGUCUAUUCUAUGGAGCCACCAAACACUUUCCAGCAAUAUAUGUGCAGCUACGCAAACCUUCGGAUUAACGCCGCAUAGUAAAGUGUUUCAAUUUUCCGGGUAUGAGUUCGAUGUUAGCACGGUUGAAAGCCUGUCUACAUUAUCAGCUGGUGGUCUCUUAUAUGUCCCAUCGGAUUUCGAUAGAACAAACCGACUUUCUGGAGCCAUAAAUGACUCACAAACGAACUGGAUAUGUUUGACGCCGCGUGUCUCAGAAACGCUACAGCCGCUCGAGCUCUCUUCACUAAAUACCAUAGUCUUUGCAGGCGAAGAGUUGAAAAAGGAGACAGCCUUUCGAUGGCUGCCAACUUUGGAUUCCGUCUACAAUUGGUACGGACCAGCUGAGGGAUCAGUUGCGACGUCUUAUGCUGUACAGAAAAAGACAUGGCUAUCCGGAAUUAUAGGAACCAGCACCCCAUACGCCGCUUCUUGGCUCGUUGAUCCCAAGGAUUACAACUCACUUGCGCCCAUAGGUGCUGUGGCAGAGUUAUGUAUAGAAGGCCCCGUGUUAUCGACGUAUACUGGUCUUAAUGGUGCAAAUCUGAACCAGGAUCAUUUCUUUUCGCCUAUGUGGUUCGCGCAUGAUGGGGUACGUGGUAGACAAAAGCCAGGGCUUCUCUACAAGACUGGUGACCUCGUGAAAUAUGGCGCAAAUGGAGAAAUUAUGUUCUUAGGACGCAUCCAUGACUCACAGCGCAAGCUAAAUGGCCAGAGAGCGGAUUUGAGCGAGAUAGAGGGACGUGUCCAUGAAUUUCUGAGUGGAAAAUUAGAUGUUAUUGUGGUUGCAGAAGUAUUUGCUCCGCGCAAUAGCAAUAGUGAUGUUCUGGCCUUAUUUAUCAGCUCAGCAGGCACUCUUGCAGGAGAUAGUACAGACCGUUACACAUUUGAGUAUAAUAUCAAACAAAGUCUACCUGUGGAAGAUCUCGAGGCAAGUUUGUUGAGGAAUCUGCCACCAUACAUGAUACCGAAGCUCUAUAUUCCUCUGCUGGGUAUUCCAAUCAGCAAUACUGGAAAGACAGACAGACGUCGUCUGCGUGAAAUGGGAAGUUCGUUUACUCUUGAGCAGCUGGCUGAGAUGCAACCAUCCCGGAGAGAGAUCCGAAAGCCUUCAACUCAUACGGAAAGAUUUCUCCAACAACUGUGGGCUGAAAUUAUUGGAAUUGAGGUGGAUACAAUUUUCGCUAGCGAUAGCUUUCUACGCUUGGGUGGCGAUUCAAUUGCUGCAAUGCGACUUGUAGCAUCUGCGCGCACCAAGGGCGUGGUAUUGACUGUUGCCGAUAUAUUUGAGUCUCCCAAACUUGAAGAUUUAGCCCAGCGAGUGAGACGUGAAGAGGAUAUAACAUAUAAGGAAGAAAUUAGACCUUUCUCAUUAUUAGAGUCCAGUCUCAGCGAAGCUGAAUAUCGAGACUAUGCAGCUAGCGCCUGCUCUAUUGCAGAGUCCAGAAUCGUCGACAUAUAUCCUUGUACUCCACUUCAGGAGGGCUUAUUGGCACUGGGCGAGAAGGCACAUGGCCAAUAUGUAUCUCGAAGCGUUUUACAACUACAGGAUGAAAUUGACGCCAGCCGACUUGAAGGAGCGUGGCUAAACACAGUCGAUAAACUACCGAUCUUGAGAACGCGAAUCAUCGAUGGGCCAGUAGGCCACCCGGGUUUGAUGCAGGUUGUUCUCGAUAGUCUACCUAUGCGUGUUGGUAGCGACGUUUCCACGUACCUAGAUGCCGACGAGAAAGAACAUAUGGGCUUGGGCAAUGAUCUCUGCCGGGCAGCUAUUAUCAACCGCAGUUUUGUUUUCACAAUACACCACUGCAUAUACGAUGGAUUGGUACUGAAAAUGAUACUAGAUGAACUGGAGUCUCAGUAUCUAGAAGAAGAUACGCAUGAUUUUGUUUCGUUCAAGAACUUUAUUCAUUAUUUGACACAAGUCGAUCCAGAGGAAGCAACUACCUUCUGGAAACGGCAGCUAGCACUAUCGGAGGAAUUGCGAUGCUAUCCAGAACGCCCUUCUCCGGGAUACAAAGCACAGGCAAAUACUGAGCUGGAGCAUACUGUUCGUUUGGAUUGGCUGAGGAGUGAGAUAACGCCAUCAACGAUCGUAAGAUCAUCUUGGGCACUUCUAAGUAGUCAAUACGUUGCUUCAAACAAUGUUGUAUUUGGAGUUACAGUUAGCGGAAGACAUGUUGAUAUGAAAGGCAUAGAUAAUUGCGCUGGUCCUACUAUUUCGACCAUUCCGAUACCCGUUUCUAUAAACUGGGAGGACACAGUCGGUGAUUUCCUUGUUCAAAUGCAGCGUCAGGGGAUAGAGAUGACAACCUAUGAGCAAUACGGAAUACAAAGGAUUCAGCAGAUUGUUGGGGUUCCUAAUAGUGUGGGCAGUCUUUUCCAAACACUACUUGUUGUCCAGCCGGUCGCGCAGGGCAAGAGCUUUAAUGAAGACAAUUUCCUGUUCAAAGCUCGUAACUACUCAUCCAGCCUUGAAACUCGAGGCACUGAUCCUUUUAAUACAUACCCGUUGAUGCUGAUAUGUGAACUGAGCUCCUCCGGGUUACAUAUGCGAUUUAGUUUUGACAACAAUAUUAUUGACAAGAAACAGAUCAAACGCAUAGCAUACCAGUUCGAUCAUAUUAUUCACCAGUUGUGCAGGAAAAAUGCUACUAUCAUCACACUGGACGAGAUAGAAACCGCUAGUGAAAUCGAUCUUGAUCUAUUUUGGGCUCAGAAUAGAUCGCCGCCGGCCGAUGUGAACGAAUGCAUACAUGACCUGAUCACAUUGGCUGCAAAGAAAAUGCCAAAUACGCUAGCCAUUGAUGCCUGGGACGGAAGCUUUUCCUAUCGUGAACUGGAUGAGCUCUCUUCACUCCUUUGUGAAACAUUGAUCAAGUUAGGAGUGAGAAAGGGUUCGGUCGUUGCGUUGUGCUUUGAGAAGUCGAAAUGGGCACCCGCAACACAGAUUGCAGUACUGAAAGCAGGUGGAGUUGCCUUGCUGCAUUCAAUCCAUGUUCCAGACCACAGAUUAAGCACAGUUUUCCAAAAAAGCAAUGUUCGUCUCGCGGUAGCAUCAGCAUCGAAGAUGAAGGUGAUAUCACAAUACGUACCUUGUUUCACCAUUGAUCAACUGCUAGAACGCUCCCGCACAUCCAAAUCGAGGGAUAACCAAGAAUUGGCGAACAUUGAAUUGGCAGAUCCUGCGGCGAUACUCGUAUCAUCUGGGACUACGGGAGAACCCAAACAGAUCCUGUGGAGCCACAGAACACUGGCGGCAAAUAUCAGGGGUCAUCAAGAACAUAUUCCAAUAAAUGCCUCAGACAGGGUCUUCCAAUUUGCGUCCUACGAUUUUGAUCUAGCAACUCUAGAGACUAUGUCCAGUCUCUCCAUUGGGGCUUGUUUGUGUAUCCCUUCCGAAAUCGAAAGGGUGAACAACUUGACGGCUGCUAUCAAUCGUCUUCAACCUACUCAUUUGCAUUUGACGCCAUCCACAGCCGAUCUUCUCCAACCAGAGACUGUACCGACAGUAUCUACCGUAAUUCUAGCUGGAGAGAAAUUGGUGUCAUCAAGUGUUGAUCGGUGGAAAGACCACUGUCGUGUCUUUGGAUGGUACGGGCCAGCGGAGUGUGCUUCCGCAGCUUUUAGUGUGGUAGACGCUGAAACAUGGUAUAGUGGUGUCAUCUCAAAUUUGAAGUCGAUACAGCCUUGUCUUUGCUGGGUUGUUGAUCCCAGUCAUCCCGAGAGGCUGGCACCUUACGGCGCCAUAGGCGAAAUUGCACUCGAGGGUCCAUCUUCUUCUAAUGGCUACAUUAGCAACCAGGCAUUGACACAGAGCAGAUUCCGUCAAGACCCUAAAUUUCUGCAAGUACUUUCAAGAGGUAGAAAACGCAGUCUUAUCUACACGGGCGACUUGGCCAAAUACGACAGCAAUGGCAACCUGAUUAUACUAGGAAGAAAGGAUGCACAACUCAAAAUUCACGGUCAAUUGGUCGUACCAGAUGAAGUCGAACAUCAUAUCAAAAGUUUUCUUCCUAACGGACAUGAAAUUCAAGUGAUAGUAGAUGUUAUAGAAGCCAAUGAGUAUCAGGAGUCCGCCCUGGUGGCCUUUAUUCAGCGCAGUAUUGAACGAGAGCUAGGACAGAUGACUAGCGAAUUACGCAAACAGCUCGCCAAAGUAUUACCGCCUUAUACAAUUCCCGCUUAUUACAUACCAAUUUCGAAAUUCCCAAAAACUGCUACGGACAAGGUAGACCGUGCCCGACUGAGGGAGAUGGGAAAAACUUUGGAUUUGAUGGGCCAGUCAGCAAGCGUGGCUAUUACGCGACGAGAACCUUCGACUACCGCCGAGAAGACACUCCAGAAAUUAUGGGCUAUAGCUAUUGGGGUACCACCUCACAAAAUCUCCGCGACGGACAGUUUUCUCCAAACUGGAGACUCAAUUCGGGCCAUGCGGUUGGUGGGAUUGGCACGGCAACAAGGUCUACUACUAUCAGUGGCCGAUAUAUUCGAGAAUCCGAUAUUAGAAGAUAUGGCAAAGAUCUGCAGAUAUUUUACUGAACAAGACAAACAAUAUCAGAACGAUUUUGCUCCAUAUUCCCUCCUUGGACAGGAGCUAGAUGUUGGGGUUGCUUGCCAACAAGCGGCAUCACUUUGUGGCGUUGAUGUUGAUGAUAUUGAGGACAUCCUUCCGUGUACCCGUAUGCAAGAAGGCCUCCUGUCUCUCACUGCUGCAAAGAAAGGGACUUACAUCGGUCGAAAUAUACUCCAGCUCGCCUCCUCGGUCGAUAUUGAGCGCUUUAGAAGGGCUUGGGAACGGAUUGUUAUAGCAAUUCCCAUUCUACGGACAAGAAUAAUUGAUCUUCCUGGUCGUGGACUAGUGCAAGUAGUGAUCAAACCCCAAGGUUGCUGGGCAGACGUAAAGAGCAUCGACGACUUCAUAGAUCAGGAAACGCAGAAUGAGAUGGGCCUUGGGUGCGCUCUAAUGCGAUGCGGAUUAUUUCCGACCCAAGAACAUACAAAUAGUGCAUACCGACCAUACUAUUUUGUGUUGACGAUGCAUCAUUCAAUCUAUGACGGGAUCACCACUAAUUUAAUCUUAGACGCAUUCGAGGACUUCUACAAUGAUGUCGAACACCCUAUUCCCGGGCCAAUUCAGCCGUUCCUCAAGUACAUUGAAAAUCAGGAUAAGGAUGCGGAGUCGAAUUUUUGGAAAACAGAAUUUGAAGCAUUGGAUGCAUCACAGUUUCCUGCUUUGCCUUCGUCGACGUAUCAACCUCAGACGGAUUCUGUUGUUCUACAUUGUGUACGGGAGAUCACCUGGAGACAAGAUACUUUCACCCCGACGACAAUACUUUAUGCCGCAUUUGCACUUUUAUGCUCAUACCAUUCGGGCUCCUCUGACGUUGUGUUUGGAACCGUUGUUUCGGGGCGAAAGGUGCCUGUCGUAGGCAUAGAGAGACUAGCUGGCCCAACGAUUGCAACCGUGCCGCUCAGGGUCAAAAUCGAUGAAGAUGGCGAUGUUUGCAGACUUUUGAGUACCAUACAAAACAAAACCACGAAAAUGAUUCCAUUUGAGCAAACGGGUCUGUCAGUCAUUCGACAAAUAAGCGAUGAAGCGGAACAAGCGUGUCGGUUCCAGACGUUCGUCAUCAUUCAGCCGGAGGAAAGCAAUUUGCAAGAGCGAGCCGGACUGUUUGCUUCUCAGGUCAAUCAUAUUUGGUCCGAAGGCAAAAGUCAUGGUAAAUAUGGUGAUCAUGGGUUUAACCCUUGUGCGUUGACAAUUGCAUGCACUAUACGAAAUGCAAAUCUCGAUAUUGAGUUUUCCUUCGAUUCUAUCGUUUUAGAUGAAGCAGUAGUUCGGCGCAUGUCGCAUCAUUUCGAGCAUAUACUCAGAGCUCUCUGCUCUCAAGCCAACGAUGAAGGACCGCUGCAGGGUAUGAACAUGGUUACGGACCAGGACCUGGAGCAGAUUUGGAAGUGGAAUUCCGAAGUGCCCAAAGCAGUGGAACUUCCCUUGCAUAAACUGCUUUCACAAGUUGCAGAGAAACAGCCAGAUGCCAUGGCCAUUUCUGCUUGGGACGGUGAGCUUACAUAUCAAGAAUUCGAGUGGCUCACGACAAAUAUGGCCUACCACUUAGUAUCCAUCGGGGUCAACCGAAAUAUGAUCAUUCCGCUCAUUUUUGAAAAAUCCAUAUUCGUACCGAUUGCUUUCUUCAGCGUAAUGAAGGCUGGCGGGGCUAGUUUGCUACUUGAUCCGACCUUGCCAGAGUCUAGGCUCGUAUCAAUCAUACAGCAGGUGAAGCCAGGAUUAAUCGUAUCUUCGCCGUCGAAUGUUGCACUAUCUACAAAAUUACUUGGAAAAGGUACUUCGGUGUUCAACGUCGACUGGGAUAUUGCACAGCAAUUCAUGAAAAAGGAUUUUGAUAUUACGCCCACGGGUAAGUUACUGCCAGAAGUUGACCCAUCGGAUCUUUUAUAUACAAUCUUUACAAGUGGAAGUACGGGGACCCCCAAAGGUUGUCUUAUGCAGCAUCGGAACUUCAGCAGUGCAGUUGUAUUGCAGCAACAGGUUUUACGACUAAGCGCCACGUCACGAUUGUAUGACUUUUCGUCGUAUUCUUUCGACGCGGCUCACUGGGCAAUGUUCCAUGUUCUCGCUGCUGGAGGUACAUUGUGCAUACCUAGCGAAGAGGAAAGAAAAAACGAGUUGUCAGAAAGCAUGAGGCGAUUCAAUACUACAGAUGUGUUUCUCACUCCGUCUGUGGCACGUUCAAUUGAUCCUACAGAAAUCCCGACAUUACGAAACAUUCAUUUAGGCGGGGAGGAGGCUACCCGAGAUGAUUAUGCUCGCUGGGUGCCGCAUGUCAACACCUUUAAUUCGUAUGGACCAGCUGAGUGCAGUGCCGGUACUCUCUACGGCAAGAUUUCCAGUGACGACCUCUCAAAUAUUUCUAUCGGCAAGGGAGUAGGAGUUUCUACCUGGAUUGUAGAUCCCAAAUCACCAGAAAAACUAUCCCCAAUAGGCACAGUGGGCGAGUUAUACUUGGAAGGGCCACUUAUUGGGAAGGGUUAUCUUAAUGACGAGGAGAAGACCAAAUCAUCCUUUAUCAAGAAUCCAUCUUGGCUUCUUGCAGGAUCUCCAAGUGGUAUUAUAUCAGGAAGGCGGGGUCGGCUGUACAAGACCGGCGAUCUCGUGAAAUAUGACACAAGUAAUGGUCAGCUACUAUUCAUUGGCAGGAAAGACACUCAAGUGAAACUUCGAGGACAGAGGAUCGAGCUGUCUGAAAUUGAGUACCACGCUCGGCAAUGUGUGAAAGCCUUAGAGAGUAUAUCUCUUGCUGCUGGGGUCGUUACUCCAAGCACGACCAAGACUCAGACUCUUGUAUUAUUCUUGCAAGUCCCAGAACACGAGCACCAGGGUCUCUACAAACUCAUACGAAAUCUGGAACCCCAACUACGCCAGAGAUUGCCGUCGUAUAUGAUUCCAAGUGGUUAUUUACUGUUAGAGCACAUUCCACUUACGACUACUGGGAAAACAGACCGAAGAUGUUUAAGUAAUAUAGGCGCUGAUGUGAAACUGCAUUAUUUUAACCAUCAGGAUCCAGAAGACCUUGAAUCGCCAAGCACCCCGGAAGAAAUUCGUCUUCAAAAAUUCUGGAUCACUGUAUUGAGUAUUGCCCCAGAGAGGAUUCACAAAAGCAGCAGUUUUUUCAAUCUUGGAGGGGACUCGAUAUCCGCCAUGAGACUAGCUGCGUUGGCUCGUCGUCACGGAUUACUGUCUCUGACUGUUCAAAAAAUCCUGAGCACACCGCGCUUGUCCGAUAUGGCAGGKUUUAUAACCUCGUCCGACAAUGUCAGCACAGUGGUCGAUAAGAUCCAGAAUAUCAAUGCAUUCUCCCUACUUACAGACCCCUUCGGCAAGGAUGAAUUCAUCAAAAUCAUCUCCAGAAAAUGCAACAUUAAUGUCAACCAGAUUGAAGACAUUUUUCCUUGCACCAGUGUGCAGAAGUCACUCCUUUCAAUGACUGCAAAAGCUGCCAAUUCCUAUAUAGCCAGACUAGUAGUCCAGCUCAAAGAAGGUGUAGACAUGGAUCGACUACAACAGGCCUGGAAGCACGUCAGUCAGACCACUGCACCCAUACUUCGUGUGAGAAUAGUUGACAUUCCGGGCCGAGGGCUCCUUCAAGUACAAAUCAACGAGUCCGUGCAAUGGGAGUCAUCCAAUGAAGAUAUGAUAGCAUAUAUCAACCACAAUCAAACAGGAUCCAUGGGUUUGUUUACCCCCCUCACUCGACUAGCCGUCGUGCGUGAUCCGAAAAACCCAGGGCGACGAUGUCUUCUUCUCACCCAGCAUCAUGCCAUAUACGACGGUUACUCCAUUGAUUUAUUGCUCCAUGAAGUAUCCAAAGCAUAUAUCGGAGCCUCAACUCCUUACCCUAUAGCAUCUUUCCAAUCCUUUUUGAGAUAUGUGAUGGGUAUUGAUACAGCUGAAACAGUAGAAUUCUGGACGAAACAAUUUUUCGGGUCUGAGGCAGUUCCAUUUCCAGCAUUGCCGCACCAGGACUAUCGACCGAAGGCUGAUAGUACCGUGCGUCGAAGCAUUGAAAAUAUUGGGUGGCCAAAGAAUAAUGCUACAGUAUCUACAAUUUUGAGAGCAGUUUGGUCAAUCAUCACAUCUCAAUACACUGAUUCUCAUGACGUCGUCUUCGGUGCAAUUGUCUCUGGUCGACAAGCUCCAGUGGCCGGUAUUGACCGGAUGAUUGCACCUCUCAUCAACGCAGUUCCAGUUCGGAUCCUAAUUGACCCAAAGCAGACCAUUGAUGAGCUUCUGGGGCGCAUUCAAGAACAGGCUGUUUCUAUGAUUCCAUACGAAAACACCGAGCUACUGAAUAUCAGGCAUAUCAAUGGAGAAACCGACCGCGGCAGUCAAUUUAACACUCUGCUGGUCGUUCAGCUUGCAAGUCAAGGCAAAAUAUCGUUCAAUGAUGACGGCCCAUUUGUUUCUAAUUCGGCCGUGAAAUCAGCCCGUAGCGAGCUUGACGAUUUCAAUCCAAAUGCUGUCAUGAUUAUGUGUCAGCCUGACACAAACGGUCUUCAUUUGGAAAUCAGCUUUGACUCUAAUGUCAUUGAUCGUGCGCAGAUGGAACGCAUAGCGGCGCAGUUUGAGCAUGUUCUGCGUCAGAUUUGCGCAUCUUGGGGCAGCAGCUUGAAAAUUGAUGAAAUCGACGUUAUUAGUACACAGGAUCUUUGUGAGCUUUGGAAAUGGAAUGAGUCCGUUCCUGAAGCUAUUCUAACCUGCAUUCAUGACCUAAUCGGCGAAACGAUCAAGAAGCACCCUGAAGCACCGGCCAUAUGCUCAUGGGACGUUGUUUUUACUAGUGGGUCGACUGGCACCCCCAAAGGCGUCGUGACAACACAUCAAAACUUUGCUUCCGCAGCAACACACCAGAAAGAGAUUCUCAAUAUUAGGGAGGGAACCCGUGUAUACGAUUUUGUCUCUUAUAACUUUGAUGUUUCAUGGUCAAAUACUCUACAGACUUUGAUAUGUGGUGGCUGUCUCUGCAUUCCCUCCGAAUGGGAGCGCAGAAAUGACAUCCCAGGAUCACUAAAUCGAAUGAAAUGUGACUACGUCUAUUUCACACCGUCUGUAGCGCGAUCGCUGCAGCCAUUAUCAAUGCCCGGGAUUAGGACUCUCGCAAUGGGUGGCGAGCCCAUCCGCACCACAGAUGCCGAACGUUGGACACAAGCCGAGACUGUUAUCGGCAUCUACGGUCCAGCAGAGUGUGCUCAAGCUCUAUCAUUUGUUACUCUGGGCAAAGACGCCUCUAACAACUGCGUUGGCCAUUCAUACGGAGCGAAAACUUGGCUUGUACAGCCAGGUCGACCGGAUCGUCUAGCUGCUAUUGGAGCCGUUGGAGAGCUCCUCAUAGAGGGACCAACAGUUAGUAGAGGGUACUUUGGCGAUGAGAGCAAGACAAACGCAGCAUAUAUCAAGGAACCGGAGUGGCUUGUACGUGGCGUACCGGGUGCGAAGAACGGCCGACGAAGCACGCUUUACAAGACAGGGGAUCUUCUAUCUUACAAUUCUGAUGGAUCGCUUGAUUUCAUAGGCCGCAAAGAUACGAUGAUCAAGUUAAGGGGGCAGCGAAUCGAGCUUGAAGAAGUUGAACAUCAUGUUCGAGCUGGUUUGAGAGAUGCAAGUGUUUUUGAAGGAAUUGCCGCGGAAAUAAUUACACCACGAAAUGCUACCAAUGCUCUGUUGGCAGUCUUUUGCAGUUUGCGAGGGAACCAAUCCAUGAAAUCGGACACGCAGGACGUGAACUCCUUUCUCGCUCAAGCAUUGGAGGGGCUUGAAGAGACUCUCUCGCAAAAUCUGCCUCAAUAUAUGGUCCCCGGUGCCUAUAUUCACAUUUACAAAAUACCAAUGACUACCACGAACAAAAUUGACAGAAGAGCGUUACGACAAUUUGGCAACGCACAAACAUUAGAACAUCUUGCUAAAUUGCAGUCUUACGGCAAGUCAAAGCAAAGACCAGAAACUGAUAUGGAGCGGCGACUCCAGAAUCUUUGGGCCUCCGUGCUUGGAAUCGAUCCUGAAAGCAUUGGUCGAGAUAGUAGCUUUUUGAGAAUCGGUGGAGAGUCUAUAGCUGCCAUGAGACUUGUAGCAGCAGCCAGCGAGGCAAACUUAUCCCUGACGGUUGCCGAUAUUUUCAAAGCCCCUCGUCUAUCUCAACUAGCCCUCGUUGUCAAGGAAGAUUCCCCAGUUGCUGAAAUUUUGGACACGGAUGUGCCGUUCUCCUUGCUUGAGACAGACGAACCUCAAUCUUUCAUUGAGGAUUUUGUAGUGCCCCAACUUCAAGGUGACAUGGGAGCCAUCCUGGAUAUCCUGCCCACUACAGACUUCCAGCAGCUUGCAAUUUCGGAUGCCCUACAAAGUCCACCCAGCCGACUGCCACACUUGAUCUUGGACCUUCCUAGGGACACCGACUUCGCUGGACUUCAACGCGCUUGUGAAAGUCUAAUCAGGCAACAUGAAAUUCUCCAUACCGUUUUCAUAAAUGUCAAUGGAAAGGUUUGGCAGGCAGUUUUACCGAAUCUUAAGCCUGAAUUUGACAUAUACGAGACCGAUAAUGAGGACAUGGCAGCUUUCAUCGACCAUUUAUGUGCCGAAGACAUCAGCAGACCUCGAAGGUUUGGCCAAUCCUUCAUCCGCUUCAUGGUAGUCCGACAUAAUUCAGGGGCUCACAAKCUCGUCUUCCGUAUAUCGCAUGCUCAAUUCGACGGAUUUAGCUUAGGCGGCAUUCUCCAUACAUUGUCGUCCAUUUACGGCCAGUCAACCCUACCACAACCAACAUCGUUCUCCAGUUUCGUUCGUUUUACUGCUUCGAAGAAAACCGAAAGCUUAGAAUACUGGGCCUCGCGACUACAAGCAUCCUGCUAUCCAGGAUGGGCAUCGAAUAGAUUCGCAGACUUGUCUUGCAGCACCACAGAUCGACUUACAUUAAAGCGAACAAUUCCAAUGCCAGACAUAAACCGUCUCGAAGGCAUUUCUCCGGCUACAAUGUUUCACGCAGCUUGUGCAAUGAGUCUGUCCCGCCAGUAUGAUCAAGGAGAAGUACUAUUCGGCCGUCUCGUCACCGGUCGUUCCAUGCUACCCAGUAAUCUGCAAAACGUCGUGGGCCCUUGUAUGACUGAGGUCCCGAUUCGGAUAAUUAUAAAACCUGAAGACACAAUCGCUACAGUGGCCCUACAAUUACAGAAACAAUUCAUCGAAGACUCGCUUCACGAGGCUGCGGGAAUGGCCGAGAUUAUUGCAAACUGCACAGACUGGCCUGACGAAGCGAAGGACUUUGGGUGGAGGACUGCAUUCCAACAAGAGGAGGAUCGCGAUUUCAAAUUCCUGGGAGUCUCAAGUAGGAUUUCGUAUUACGAAGGUGAUUUACCCGCGCGAACACGGCCUGAAAUAUACGCGACACCCCGAGAUGGGCAACUUGAGCUAGAAUAUGAGGGGAACAGGCAAUUGGUCAGCGAGCAGACAGUCGCAAAGUUCUUAGAGGACCUUGAGGUAGUACUGGGAGAUUGUUAG
Molecule: messenger RNA, 16083 nt
Organism: Talaromyces amestolkiae
Lineage: Eukaryota; Fungi; Ascomycota; Eurotiomycetes; Eurotiales; Trichocomaceae
Exons: 5
Coding region: 1-16083 (5360 amino acids)
Biological process (GO): secondary metabolite biosynthetic process; amino acid activation for nonribosomal peptide biosynthetic process
Cellular component (GO): cytoplasm
Molecular function (GO): catalytic activity; phosphopantetheine binding
Source: RefSeq, a predicted model, not a curated record